AUGACAUUCCUUAGAUUCUCGUGUCCACCUAUUUGUGUUGCACAAAUAUUGCACCCACUUGCAACCACGAUUUCGCAUCCACAGAAACUCUGUAUGCAUCUAUUCGUUGUCGUUGCCAUUCUACACUAUGCCUGUGCCCUGAUCCUUCCAUGGAGAUCACUGCCAGUUCUCUCCAAGGCCGUUGAUCCUCCGGUUCCGUUUCCUAAAUGGCUCUCCGAUUUCACCGGUUUGACACAAUGGCCAGGGCUCGAUCCACCAUACAUUCCUCUUGAGUUUAUUAAUUUUGCAAAGGUUCCCGCUGUCCCUCAACACGCCCAAGCACAAUGUGCAACGUUGUACCGAGACUCCUGUUCAUUUGAUUGUUUCAAUUGCAUUUCUUUCGAUGACGUCUACACUUGUCCGCAGCUUUCACAAACGUUCGAUGAUGGUCCUUCACCUGCAACCGUUAAACUUCUCGAGCAAAUUAAUACCAAGUCAACUUUCUUCACACUAGGCGUCCAAGUGGUCCAGUACCCUAGUAUUUAUCGCCAGAUUGUCGAGCGUGGCCAUGUUAUAGGUUCCCAUACUUGGUCGCACAAGUUUCUUCCUGGAUUAUCGAACGAGGAAAUUGUGGCUCAGAUAGAAUGGUCAAUUUGGGCCAUGAAUGCCACAGGAGGACACAUCCCAAAGUGGUUCCGGCCACCAUAUGGAGGUGUGGAUAACCGUGUGAGGUCAAUUGUGCGGCAGUUUGGCAUGCAAAGUGUAUUAUGGAACUUUGACACUUUUGACUGGAAACUUUUAGACCUGGCUUAUGGCAGAGACGAGAAGGAAAUUUAUCGAGAUGUGGCUAAAUUCCGUGAAGCUAAUAACAACCAGGGGUUGAUUUUAGAGCAUGACGCCGUGAUGAGAACCGUCAAUAUUGGUAUCGAGGUGAACAAGAUUUUGGGCCCAUCUCAACUAACCGUUCCUCAAUGCGUUGGGGGAAUCGAUUACAUCAAGCGAUUUAACUAA
Messenger RNA from Meyerozyma guilliermondii ATCC 6260, 990 nucleotides. RefSeq names its product chitin deacetylase (gene CDA2). The transcript has a single exon. Gene Ontology annotation, molecular function: chitin deacetylase activity. The coding region runs from base 1 to 990 and encodes 329 amino acids. Gene Ontology annotation, cellular component: prospore membrane. The record is from RefSeq and is a predicted model, not a curated record. Gene Ontology annotation, biological process: carbohydrate metabolic process; ascospore wall assembly. NCBI's taxonomy places the organism in Eukaryota, Fungi, Ascomycota, Pichiomycetes, Serinales, Debaryomycetaceae.